Adineta ricciae is the source of this 321-nucleotide messenger RNA. The record is from the annotation of a GenBank genome assembly. NCBI's taxonomy places the organism in Eukaryota, Metazoa, Rotifera, Eurotatoria, Adinetida, Adinetidae.
AUGGCUUUCAAAGACGGAACUGAUGCAAAUGAUACGAUUACGCUUGCACAUGCAAUUCUUACCGAUCAUACAGUUCCUAGCGUUGGUUAUUUUUUUGGGAAUUUAACAAACAAUAUUCUUCAACUGUUGAUUCAAGAAUUGUGUGUCAACAACGAUGAUAGAAGUUCUCCACCACGACCAGUUUCACCGUUACAUCAGCCAACAACAGUAAGACCUGACAAAUUUGUACUCAAUCAGCCGGUGACAAUUCAAUUAAUAGACAAAAACACACAGAAACUGGUGAAUGGAACUAUUCGUUCAUUGGCUUUUCAACGAAAAUGA